AUGAAAAUUGAAUUAAUUGUAUUUAUCGUUAUCAACGUUUUAUCUAACGAUGCAAGUAGCAGUACCGAAAUGGCAAACAUAAAGGAAACAUUUAGACAGUUUAUCAGCAAAACGAGAGUUCAGGUGUCGGAGAGUGUUAGUCAAAUUAAUGAAGUACUACACAACCACAACAAUGAAGCAGCUAAAUAUUUAAUUCACGCUCGAGAUAGUGCGAAUGGUAUUAAAAUGAAUGUUGUGAGUGAAUUAAAUGAAGAAAUUGAUAGCACAAUAUCUACUGAGAAUAAUGACGAUGAAGAAAUUCAGGAGAUGGCAGAGCAACCUUUCAUUAGUCUCGAACAACUAGCAUCUGUGGCAACAAAGGAAUGCGUAAUUAAACAUUGGAAUGAUUAUAUUCAAGAUGUUACAAAAGCAUUUAAGGAUGCUAUAAUUUAUGUUCCGAGAUGCUAUGAAAAGCAUAAUGUUCUGGAAAAUGCAAUUGCAAUUCACAAAAAGAUCGAAGAUGGUAUUCCAAUAUCUGAUGAAUUGCUGCUCUUUAAACUUUCAAUAAUAUCUGCUCAGUCAGAGAUUAAAGAUCAAUUGAGGCGUGCACUCGAGAGUGCUGAAAUCGAGCACUUGUUCACCGUUCAAGUCGAAGAUUGCUGA
Molecule: messenger RNA, 642 nt
Organism: Chironomus riparius
Lineage: Eukaryota; Metazoa; Arthropoda; Insecta; Diptera; Chironomidae
Source: the annotation of a GenBank genome assembly